Messenger RNA from Aaosphaeria arxii CBS 175.79, 673 nucleotides. RefSeq lists its product as uncharacterized. The record is from RefSeq and is a predicted model, not a curated record. The coding region runs from base 179 to 553 and encodes 124 amino acids. Lineage: Eukaryota; Fungi; Ascomycota; Dothideomycetes; Pleosporales. The transcript is spliced from 3 exons.
CUCCACGUGCUGCUCAUCCGUUUUCUAUCUCCACAUUCAGUUUUGUCUGCUGAUGUCGGAACAAGUGUUGAGGAUGCUGUGCGGGCAAGUAUCAAAAUCGAAGGUUGCAAUCGUGUCGUGGCCAUCUCGAUAAAGCUUGCAACAUCUGGCAUCUCUCCACUUCGACGUCAUUAGCUGAAUGGGGGCAAGCCACUCCUUGCAGCAGGUAAACCGGAGUUUUAUGUUGUGCCUCAUAAUAGCCUUCGAAUUUUCUUCCCAGCCUCCGGCUAUGAGUGGCACGAACAUCGAUUGGCGCUGGCAGCUAUGCAACACUCAUCGCAUCGCCCGCCCCGUCAGCGCAGUCAGCGUUUUGUUCCGCAACAUUGCCUGCCGUAUUAUCGCAAGAUGGACGAUGUUCCCGUCCGUGAUGUUUCGAAAAGUUGCGAUUCCUACGUGCAUGGCACCGGCAAUUCAACAGUCACUUAGUGUGCACACUCAUCACGUGACUAGCGCUAACUCUUCCGAAGAGUGGCAUCCGGAGCUUCGAUCGAUCAUACAUGUAAACGAACGAUAGACUCGGGUUCCAGACGAGCACUGCCAUACCUAUGCGCUCAAUCUACACAUCCUGCUUCGUACUCUUCCAAAUGCGCCUCAUUAAGGCUUCUGCAAUUAUACGACGCCGACGUGUCUGCAC